AUGACAGCUCAUUCGAAUCCCCGCCGCUUGAUCUUUGUGUUGUUGGCGCUGGCAUCCAAUGCUGCUGCCUUUGUUCCAUCGUCGUCUUCUCUUGGCCAGCGUUCCCAUGGUGCAGUAGUAGACGGCGUCGUGAGACUCUACCAAUCAUCCCGUACUAUCGACGGCUUGACGGGUCCUGAUUUUGCUGCGCCCGAAGCUGUCGACUUUAGCAUGGACCGUGUUGGUUUGAACCCCAAUCUCCCUGUGAAAAGCAUCGAGCACAUUCGGAAUCCACGGGAAUUUACGCCCUUUCAGCAAUUUGCGCGAGUGGCUCCCGUGGUGACACUGGUGGCAUACGGCUUAAAUCCGGCGCCAUUCGAUGGGUUUGUCCAGACCGUAUGGGAUGGCAUGUUGAGUUGGGAUAUCGCCCACACGCGAUUGUUUGAAGCCCAUGUGGCUGCCUUUUCCUUUGUCUUUUUCAUUGCGGCCUUUUCGGUAACGCAUUUGAUUAUGGGGGAUGGCGAAGCCAAGAAAUGGAGAUUGGAUGGAGACUCUCCCAAAGUCAGUCCCCUCGAAUGGACCACACCGGAAAACUUUCAACUUUGGUUCAACCCGUUGGUUUCCUACCUGGGAUCCAUCUGGAUCUACCAACAAGUCUUUCACUCCUACAACCCACCACCGCUCUUGGCACCAACCUUUGGAGCAUUGGUCAUUGAAGUUGCCUUUGGAGUCUUCCUAUACGAUCUAUUCUUUGCACCCAUUCACAUUUUCAUGCACAAGGGACCCUUGAAAGAAAUCAAAGCCGUCCACGGAUACCAUCAUCGACACACGCAGGGAGCACUCAACCCGGUGGAAACGGUGCAACAUUCCUACAUUGAUGGGACACUGCAAGUCAUGUGCAACAUUAUGGUACAACACAUUAGUCCCUUUGGUGGUCCCAAGCACGUGCUGAGUCGACUCAUCCACAACGUAUUGGUCACCUACAUGCUGGCAGAAGCACAUUCGGGGUACAACCUGCCGUGGAUGUCACACAACAUUUGGCCCGAAUUCCUGGGGGGAUCACCGCGUCACGAACGCCAUCACAAGGACGGACGAGUCUACUAUCAACAAUUCUUUACCUACAUGGAUGACCUGUUAGGGUCCAAUGAUCAAGAUGUCCAGCAGAGUCUAGCGGCAAAGCAGCAGCAGCAGCAGCAGAAAACAGAGGCUACAAUCAAAGAAUCGGAUGCGGAUGCAGCAGCCGAAGUUGUCGUCGCAAAGGAAAGCACCAUUCAGAUUUAG
This is a messenger RNA of Seminavis robusta, 1260 nucleotides long. The record is from the annotation of a GenBank genome assembly. Lineage: Eukaryota; Bacillariophyta; Bacillariophyceae; Naviculales; Naviculaceae.